CCCGUCGCCCGCUCGGCUGCGGCGGCCGCAGCGCCUGAGGGAGUGAGUCACUGGCUGAGGGACUGCGCACCGGCGACUGGACCCCAGGGCACAGUGCAUAGGAAACCACACUCAGCAACAUGUCAGCUGAACUGGAGACAUCAGAGGGCCUGGAAGAGUCAGAGAAAACAAGCCCCAGGGCUUUGGAUGGGGAGAGCCAGGCCAGAAUAUCUGACCUCUCAGAGCUCCUGAAGGAGGGGACCAAGGAAGCGCAUGACCGGGCAGAAAACACCCAGUUUGUCAAAGACUUCCUGAAAGGCAACAUCAAGAAGGAGCUCUUUAAGCUGGCCACCACUGCACUUUACUUUACCUACUCGGCCCUGGAGGAGGAAAUGGACCGUAACAAAGACCACCCGGCCUUCUCACCCCUGUACUUCCCCGUGGAGCUGCACCGGAAGGCAGCACUCAUCAAGGACAUGGUCUACUUCUUCGGCGAGAACUGGGAAGAGCAGGUGCAGUGCUCCAAGGCUGCCCAGAAGUACGUGGAUCGGAUCCACCAUGUGGGGCAGCACGAGCCUGAGCUGCUGGUGGCCCAUGCCUACACCCGCUACAUGGGGGACCUCUCAGGGGGCCAAGUGCUGAAGAAGGUGGCCCAGCGGGCUUUGAAACUCCCCAUCACAGGGGAGGGGGCCCAGUUCUACAUGUUUGAGAAUGUGGACAAUGCCCAGCAGUUCAAGCAGCUCUACCGGGCCCGGAUGAAUGCCCUGGACCUGGACCUGAAGACCAAAGAGCGGGUCGUGCAGGAGGGUGCCCUGGAAGGCAGCAGCUGCCCCUUCCGAACAGCCAUGGCUGUGUUGACUCCCAGCCUCCAGCUCAUCCUUGCUAGCUGUGUGGCCCUGGCUGCUGGACUCGUAGCCUGGUACUACCUGUGAAGGGCCCACUUUCCAGUGACCACCAACCCCACCCCUUACCCGAUUGAACUACCACCUCAGGUGACACUUUUUUAAUACCUGGUUUGAGAAAACCAACAAUAAAGCCAGACGCUUAAGCCUGUGCCUGCAGCGUCCUCUCUGCCGUCUAGUGUGGAGUUGGCUCGGUCCCUCUCCCUGGGCUCCCAGGAUGGGCCGUGGGCCCCCAUACCUCCAACCCUGGGUCUGACCCUCUGGGGACUUGUGGGGACUCAGCAUGUAGGAGACAUCUGUCCUCUUGUAGGAAUGCUGGGGGCCCACAGGGCACUGUUGUAGGGCCCCUUGUAGGCCCAGGACCCCCUUUCCUGGAUAGCAGCCCUCCGGUAGCCCACCCCAGGAGGUCUGGGCCUGUGUAAAUAAAUGCUUCAGUACUCAAUAAAGUGGAUCCCCCACUGUC
Echinops telfairi (small Madagascar hedgehog) is the source of this 1344-nucleotide messenger RNA. RefSeq names its product heme oxygenase 2 (gene HMOX2). NCBI's taxonomy places the organism in Eukaryota, Metazoa, Chordata, Mammalia, Afrosoricida, Tenrecidae. The transcript is spliced from 5 exons. Bases 120 to 911 code for a protein of 263 amino acids. The record is from RefSeq and is a predicted model, not a curated record. Gene Ontology annotation, biological process: response to oxidative stress; heme oxidation; heme catabolic process. Gene Ontology annotation, molecular function: heme oxygenase (decyclizing) activity; heme binding.